UGAAAAAGUGGCUGUUGAAAAAUCAUGACAAAGCAGCUGGAGAUCAUCAAUUUGUCAUUUUUGUUGGAACAUGAACGGGAAACAAUAUUGGGAGUUUUGAAGAGAGAUGAGUAUCUGAAAAAGGUUGAAGAUAAAAGGAUAAGGAAAUUAAAAAAUGAGCUUCUGGAAGUGAGAAGGAAAGGUGGAAACCGUCACUGUCAACAGGACAACAGCAGGGUCUGUGUUCGCUGUCAGAAAAGCUUGGGCUUAAUCUUCAACAGAGGAGACCUGUGCCAAACCUGCAAACUCCGAGUUUGCAAUAAGUGUCGUGUUGUGGGAACUGAUGGGCAGUGGAAGUGUUCGGUGUGUGCCAAGAUUGCACAACUACGGAUAGUGACAGGAGAAUGGUUUUUUGAAGAAAGAGCGAAGCGCUUCAAGCAAUCAAAUCUUGGGACCGACAUUGUCAGACAGUCUAUCUUACGCAAGUUCCCAGAUACAGUUUCCAGUAAGGAUGAGGGAAGAAUAUUUAAAGAUCAACCCCAAGAGAAUGAAGAAAAGAGGCCAGAUGUAUCAGUAUCCUCCACAAAUGGGCAUAAAUCAGUCUUCAGUGGACCUAGAAAGAUAGGGAAGCUAAUUAGAGCAGUUACCAAAGGAGAAAUUACAAAUGCCAAAGAUGAAGGUGAAAGGAGCACAGGCUCAGAAGCUGAAACCCACAGUCUGCCCAGUGGCAAGUCAACGCCUUGCUCUGAGAGAGGGAGUACUCUUUCACUAAACAGCAGUGAUGCGGAGGCCACUGCAGGCCAUAUGAAAGGGGCUGUGGGUCCCAUGAACAGAGGCAAUGUUUCCAUACCUUCCCUUCCGAGAUCUCCGGCACUCAGCAUGCGCAGCAUGACUGCAGAUUAUAGCAGGGACAUUGUCUUAGACAAUGGUGUGAUUAUUCCAGCAAGUGAAAGCGUACCUGAAGAUUUAGUAAAGAAGCAUGGUAGGAAAGCGUCUGGAGCACCUUCCAUUGCCGUUUCUAGGGUGUCUUUGUCAUCAGAUCGUAGCCGAUCUGAGAUAGAUUUGAGUGAGUCUUUCUCUGAAGGAAAUGAGGAUACUCUGAGCAUAAGAAGCAGAUCUGUACCUAGUGCCUUAGAUCAGGAACUGGAUUAUCUGGAUGAAACACAAGAAGAUAUUGAUGACAUAGUGACUUCUAGUAAUUCAAGGAAACAUGGACAUUUGACAAAUGGAUUAUCAACAACUAGUAUUAACAGCAUGUUGAGUGUAUAUAGUGAAACUGGUGACUAUGGCAACGUGAAGGUCAGUGGUGAAAUCCUUCUCAGCAUCAAUUACAGCUACAAAACAGGUGCCCUCAACAUCCUGGUGAGAAGUUGCAGAAACCUGGCCAUUGCAGAUGAGAAGAAGCAAAGGACUGAUCCAUACGUCAAAGCAUACCUUUUGCCUGAUAAGUCCCGCCAAAGUAAGCGCAAGACCAAAAUUAAAAGUAACAGCACCAAUCCAGAAUUUAAUGAAACACUAAAGUAUGUCAUCAGUCACACACAGCUAGAAACCAGGACCCUGCAGCUUUCUGUCUGGCACUAUGACAGAUUUGGACGCAACAGCUUCCUUGGGGAGGUGGAAAUUCCAUUUGAUUCCUGGAACUUUGAAAAUCAGGGUGAUGAGUGGUUUGUGCUCCAGCCCAAGAUGGAGGUUGUGACAGAUGUUGGGCUCCAAUAUAAAGGAGAACUGACAGUUGUUCUACGUUACAUUCCCCCAGACAGAAAUCUAAUGCUUCCUCUAGGGCAGUUUCAAGGAAAGAAGAGCUUUAAAAAAGGAAAAAAGGGAGACUCUCACAUGCCAUCUGGAGGUAUAUUAGAAGUCCUCAUCAAAGAAGCAAAGAAUUUAACUGCAGUGAAAUCAGGAGGCACAUCUGACACUUUUGUGAAAGGAUACCUGCUCCCAGAUGACAGCAAAGCUACAAAACACAAAACUCCCAUAAUAAAAAAAAGUGUGAACCCCCAGUGGAAUCAUACCUUUGCUUUCAGUGGCUUGAAUUCAAGGGAUAUACGUAAUGUCUGCUUAGAAUUGACUGUGUGGGACAAGGAGUCACUGUCCAGCAAUAUUUUUCUGGGAGGUGUCCGUUUAAACACUGGAAGUGGUGUUAGUAAUGGCAAGGAGGUUGACUGGAUGGACUCUCAAGGGGAAGAGCAGCGCCUCUGGCAGAAGAUGAUUGACAGUCCAGGAGCUGCUGUGGAGGGAAUAUUAAUGCUAAGAUCCAGCAUGGGAAAACGCAGACUCAAAGACUUGAACUACUGAGGGGUACCACAGCUUCAGUGGUGUUCAGGCUCUUGUCACUUUGCCCAUUUGAAAGUGGAGAAGGGUUGUACUCUUUGCCUUGGAUGUUAAGACUCCAAGAUUUUAAUGCAUUCUGCACUUUCAUGUGCAUGUUUUUAACCCAGGCUUCUUGUAUGGAUUAUGUUUCUCAUUAAGCCAGUGAGAAUUUGACUUUGUACAGAGAUCAGACUGGCUUUCUCUAUCCCUUCUGAUGACUGGUGUGCAGUGGAUGAAUACCUCUGCCUGUGAGGGGCAUAGAGUAAGCAAAUUCUCUUAUGUGCCAUUUAGCAAGUAAUGCCUGGUUUACCAAACUCUUUCUAGGUCAAAGAUGGCCAAGAACAUAGCAGUGAUACAGUACAAGCAGAUUCAAAGUGAGUCUAUGUUUUGGUAUUUGAAAGAUAAGAAGCCAUAAUGUUAUGAAGCAUAACAACUUUUCUUUACGUUUGCUUGCUGGGCUGUGCGGUGCUCAGGAUGGCAGGCUUGGAACCAAGCAGCCUACCAAGGCAGGCCAAUGCACUGUGUUGCACACUAGAAACAGGAGGUAGGUGAGCUGGUGUACAGUGCUGGUGUUUAGUUAUUGUCUGGGUUAUUUUAAUGAACUGUAUAAAAGGCAGACUUGGCUCAACAUAACGAAAGAAUCUCUAAAGCAAAUAAAUCAUAUAAAACCCCUA
Melopsittacus undulatus (budgerigar) is the source of this 2963-nucleotide messenger RNA. RefSeq names its product synaptotagmin like 5 (gene SYTL5). Lineage: Eukaryota; Metazoa; Chordata; Aves; Psittaciformes; Psittaculidae. Gene Ontology annotation, biological process: intracellular protein transport; exocytosis. The transcript is spliced from 16 exons. The record is from RefSeq and is a predicted model, not a curated record. Gene Ontology annotation, cellular component: plasma membrane; exocytic vesicle. Gene Ontology annotation, molecular function: small GTPase binding; neurexin family protein binding; phospholipid binding. Bases 25 to 2274 code for a protein of 749 amino acids.